CCCAAAUGUGAUGAACCAUAUAUAAAUCCGCCGCUAAGCUCUCACCCAUUUCAAAAUCCUUAGCCAAGUCAGCUCGUCUGAGAUUCAAAUAUCAGCGCUAUACUAUAUUGUUGCUUACUUAAUUACCAAGGCUUUACUUCCCAAGCUUGUCCCCAGUUCGAAUCUCGGGCGCUCUCUGUUACCCAACAUGGUUAAAACAUCCCCAGGGAAGAAAACCCAAAACAGUAUAAGCAAGGCACAGCAACAUUUCAAGGGAGUGAGAAUGAGAAAAUGGGGGAAAUGGGUUUCUGAAGUGAGGAUACCCAAUUCCAAAGCCAGAAUUUGGUUGGGAUCUUACGAUACCCCUCAACAGGCUGCUCGCGCUUACGACUGUGCUGUUUACUGCCUCAGAGGAUCAAAUGCCAAGUUUAAUUUCCCCGGCUUUCUGCCGGAAAUUCCAUCGGCCUCUUUGCUCUCUCCGGCUGAGAUUCAAGCUGUUGCAGUCAAGUUCGGCAAGGAAGAAUUGCGGCAGGCUCUGGACUGUAAUGCCACAUUUUCUGGUUCAGAAUCGCAGUCGUGUGUGUACAGUCAACAAAGUUUAGAGGAGCAGGAUUUGGGACUGUUAGAGUCACUCCUCGAGGAGGUAGAGAGCUUUGAGUGUCCAAUUAUAGAGGAUUUUCUUCCUCUGGAUGAGUUAUUUGAGGAUACUGAUUUUCUCAAGGACUUUGGCUCCACUGGAUGGACGGAAGAGUCGUGGGAUUUACCAAUUCACAUUAAUUGACAAGAUUUCCUCAAAAAAUUGUGCUGGAAAGGGGAAAAUUUUCGAGUCCAUUUGCAACACUUUUUCUUUAUUCUACUGUUCAAAUUAAUUUUUAUCUUUCACUUUAUGAGAAAAUUGAUGAGUGCAACAUUAUCUCUUUCCGUUUCAA
Molecule: messenger RNA, 908 nt
Organism: Cryptomeria japonica (Japanese cedar)
Lineage: Eukaryota; Viridiplantae; Streptophyta; Pinopsida; Cupressales; Cupressaceae
Product: ethylene-responsive transcription factor ERF011-like
Exons: 1
Coding region: 188-760 (190 amino acids)
Biological process (GO): regulation of DNA-templated transcription
Molecular function (GO): DNA-binding transcription factor activity; DNA binding
Source: RefSeq, a predicted model, not a curated record